GGCACGCACGCGCGCUCACACAAGAGCGGCGAGCGAAGCAGGCAAAUAGCGCUGCAGCCCUCGCGGAAGUGGCAGCGAGCUGAGGAGGCGCUCCGCGAAAUUAGCAUACCCGCUUAGCGGUUCGCCGAGGCGGAUGGAAGGUUGAACGCCGCCCGCUGGCACCUCCCCCCUUCCCAAAAAAAAACAAAAAAAAAACAACAAUAACCUAAGUCCUUUCUAGCCCAACGACACAAGCAACCGAGUCCGGGCUCGUCUCUUCCGGCCCUUCUUGACGUCCGCCAGCCGCGGAGAUGGGCGACAAGGCGGGUACGAGAGUCUUCAAGAAAUCCAGUCCAAACUGUAAGGUGACGGUCUACCUGGGCAAGCGGGACUUUGUGGACCACCUGGACCAUGUGGAUCCAGUAGACGGUGUCAUCCUGGUGGAUCCCGAGUACCUGAAGGACAGGAAAGUUUUCGUCACGCUGACCUGCGCGUUCCGUUAUGGCCGCGAGGACUUGGACGUGCUGGGUCUGUCCUUCCGCAAGGACCUGUACAUCUCCACCUUCCAGGCCUUCCCGCCCGUCCCCGAAGAGCGCAAAGCCAACAGUCGACUGCAGGAGCGGCUCCUCAAGAAGUUGGGGCAGCACGCGCACCCUUUCUACUUCACUAUCCCUCAGAACCUUCCGUGUUCCGUCACGCUGCAGCCCGGACCCGAAGACACCGGCAAGGCGUGCGGUGUGGACUUUGAGAUCCGAGCAUUCUGUGCCAAGAACAUGGAGGAGAAGAUCCACAAGAGGAACUCUGUGCGUCUGGUGAUCCGCAAGGUGCAGUACGCGCCGGAGAAGGCGGGGCCUCAGCCCAUGGUGGAGACCACUCGCAGCUUCCUGAUGUCAGACAGGUCGCUGCACUUGGAGGCUUCGCUGGACAAGGAGCUUUACUACCACGGCGAGCCCAUCAGCGUCAACGUGCACGUGACCAACAACUCCACCAAGACCGUCAAGAGGGUCAAGAUCUCAGUGCGCCAGUACGCUGACAUCUGUUUGUUCAGCACGGCGCAGUACAAAUGUCCCGUGGCGCAGCUGGAGGCCGACGACCAGGUGUCGUCCAGCUCGACAUUCUGCAAAGUCUACACGCUGACGCCCACCCUGGACAAGAACCGCGAGAAGCGAGGCCUGGCGUUGGACGGGAAGCUCAAACACGAAGACACCAACCUGGCCUCCUCCACGAUUGUCAAGGAUGUGACCAACAAGGAGGUGCUGGGCAUCCUGGUGUCUUACAGGGUCAAAGUCAAGCUGGUGGUCUCGCGUGGAGGCGACGUGUCGGUGGAGCUGCCGUUCAUCCUCAUGCACCCGAAACCGGCGGAGCCGCCCGCGUCGCGCCCACAGUCGGCCGUGCCAGAGUCGGACCCGCCCAUCGACACCAACCUGAUCGAGUUUGACACCAACGUCUCCCAGGACGACGACUUUGUCUUUGAGGACUUCGCCCGCCUGCGCCUCAAAGGGGUGGUGGACGACAAAGACGAGGACUGCUAGGAGCGGCCCGCCCGCUCCUCCACGCACGUCCGCGCACACACGUACACGCACACACGUAUGCACAGGCACGUUACAUUCCCCGGCGGAAGGACGGAGGGCGCCGAAAAUUGGGCACCGCCUGGGUGAUCCGCCGCGCCAUCUUCUCCGCGUUUUGUUUUGAUCGAAGGAUCUUCACCGAUGGGAUUUCCCAGGUUCUUUGCGUAUUGACAGCAAGUCGAGGUUUUCGUCGACCUUCCGCUUUUGAGCAAACGGCGCUCGGGGGGCCGCAAGGAGGUUUUCAGUCGCCUUGCGACAUCGAAGGCCGGUCGAAAGCUUUCUUUGCCGCCACUGGUCACCGUUUGCUGAAAAAAAAAAAAAGGUAAGGGCGGUUGAGAACCUGCAUUUGCUGUCAGAUGGACAAAACGGGUUUCAACUGACCUCACCCUGAAAACUCCGAAGGUAAAUUCAAACCACGCCUGAACUGUGAGGUGAAUCACAACCCGUAUUUGCUGUCAAAGUAUCAUUGAUUGUCAAAACAGGUUUUCUUUGACCUUCCUUUUUUUUCUUCCUUGUAAUAGUUGACCAGAAAAAAAAAAA
This is a messenger RNA of Hippocampus comes (tiger tail seahorse), 2087 nucleotides long. RefSeq names its product arrestin red cell. Gene Ontology annotation, cellular component: cytoplasm. NCBI's taxonomy places the organism in Eukaryota, Metazoa, Chordata, Actinopteri, Syngnathiformes, Syngnathidae. Gene Ontology annotation, molecular function: angiotensin receptor binding. Gene Ontology annotation, biological process: signal transduction; positive regulation of ERK1 and ERK2 cascade; G protein-coupled receptor internalization. The transcript has 16 exons. The coding region runs from base 291 to 1511 and encodes 406 amino acids. The record is from RefSeq and is a predicted model, not a curated record.